GUAAGGUUAUGAAGGUGAACAGGUGUAAAGUUGUAAAAGUAAACAAGUGUAAAGUACUGAAGGUGAACAGGUGUAGAGUUAUGAAGGUGAACAGGUGUAAAGUUGUAAAGGUGAACAGGUGUAAAGUUGUAAAGGUGAACAGGUGUAAAGUACUGAAGGUGAACAGGUGUAAAGUUGUAAAAGUGAACAGGUGUAAAGUACUGAAGGUGAACAGGUGUAAAGUUAUGAAGGUGAACAGGUGUAAAGUUGUAAAGGUGAACAGGUGUAAAGUACUGAAGGUGAACAGGUGUAAAGUUGUAAAGGUGAACAGGUGUAAAGUACUGAAGGUGAACAGGUGUAAAGUUAUGAAGGUGAACAGGUGUAAAGUUAUGAAGGUGAACUGGUGUAAAGUACUGAAGGUGAACAGGUGUAAAGUUAUGAAGGUGAACAAGUGUAAAGUACUGAAGGUGAACAGGUGUAAAGUUAUGAAGGUGAACAGGUGUAAAGCUGUAAAGGUGAACAGGUGUAAAGUAAUGAAGGUGAACAGGUGUAAAGUUAUGAAGGUGAACAGGUGUAAAGUUAUGAAGGUGAACAGGUGUAAAGUUAUGAAGGUGAACAAGUGUACAGUUAUGAAGUUUAACAAGUGUAAAGUUGUAAAGGUGAACAGGUGUAAAGUUAUGAAGGUGAACAGGUGUAAAGUUGUAAAGGUGAACAGGUGUAAAGUUAUGAAGGUGAACAGAUGUAAAGUACUGAAGGUGAACAGCUGUAAAGUUGUAAUCAUAAACAGGUGUAAAGUUAUGAAGGUGAACAGGUGUAAAGCACUGAAGGUGAACAGGUGUAAAGUUAUGAAGGUGAACAGGUGUAAAGUUGUAAAGGUGAACAGGUGUAAAGUUGCAAAGGUGAACAGGUGUAAAGUUGUAAAGGUGAACAGCUGUAAAGUACUGAAGGUGAACAGGUGUAAAGUACUGAAGGUGAACAGGUGUACAGUUAUGAAGGUGAACAGGUGUAAAGCUGUAAAGGUGAACAGGUGUAAAGUUAUGAAGGUGAACAGGUGUAAAGUUGUAAAGGUGAACAGGUGUAAGGUUAUGAAGGUGAACAAGUGUAAAGAUAUGAAGGUCAACAGGUGUAAAGUUGUAAAGGUGAACAGCUGUAAAGUUAUGAAGGUGAACAGGUGUAAAGUUGUAAAGGUGAACAGGUGUAAGGUUAUGAAGGUGAACAGGUGUAAAGUAAUGAAGGUGAACAGGUGUAAAGUUAUGAAGGUGAACAGGUGUAAAGUACUGAAGGUGAACAGGUGUAAAGUUAUGAAGGUGAACAGGUAAAAAAUUGUAAAGGUGAACAGGUGUAAAGUUCUGAAGGUGAACAGGUGUAAAGUUAUGAAGGUGGACAGGUGUAAAGCUGUAAAGGUGAACAGGUGUAAAGUUGCAAAGGUGAACAGGUGUAAAGUUGCAAAGGUGAACAGGUGUAAAGCUGUAAAGGUGAACAGGUGUAAAGUUGCAAAGGUGAACAGGUGUAAAGUUAUGAAGGUGAACAGGUGUAAAGUUGUAAAGGUGAACAGGUAUAAAGUUGUAAAGGUGAACAGGUGUAAGGUUAUGAAGGUGAACAGGUGUAAAGUUGUAAAGGUGAACAGGUGUAAGGUUAUGAAGGUGAACAGGUGUAAAGCUGUGAAGGUGAACAGGUGUAAAGUUAUGAAGGUGAACAGGUGUAAAGUUAUGAAGGUGAACAGGUGUAAAGUUGUAAAGGUGAACAGGUGUAAAGUUCCUAAGGUGAUCACGUCUGUAAAUAAUGCAGGUGCAGCUGGAUAUCUUAGUAUCUUAAAGGUCCAUCUUUGGUCUUACACAUAGGUGUGAAAUUAGUUCCCAAACACUUUAGAAUGAACGUGCAGCUGCCUGCAUGAAUAUGCAGCUGCCUGCGUAUGCAUGCAGCCGCCUGCACGUUUGCGUCUCAGGCCCUCUGGGUUAUCUCGUGUUCAGACUUCUUUGAUCCCUCCUUCUGCC
This is a messenger RNA of Oryzias melastigma (Indian medaka), 1973 nucleotides long. RefSeq lists its product as uncharacterized. The record is from RefSeq and is a predicted model, not a curated record. NCBI's taxonomy places the organism in Eukaryota, Metazoa, Chordata, Actinopteri, Beloniformes, Adrianichthyidae. The coding region runs from base 9 to 1298 and encodes 429 amino acids. The transcript has 3 exons.